AUGAUUGAUGAUGAACUAUUCAGUCAGUUUGUCUUUCCCAACGGAGACUAUUACGAAGGUCAGUACGCUAUAAGAGAUUCAGGAAUUGUACGGCAAGGAAAAGGCAAAUUUGUUGGUGAUUUUAGAAAACGGAUGUUAGAUGUGACAAUAUCAAAUUCACUUAGUCAAUCGUAUAGAAAUUUGUCAGACAUAAAUCCUGAAUGUAAAAACAAAAACGGUUCUGAUGUUUCAGUGUUAUGUGAUUUAUUUGGAGAAACGUUUCUUCAUAAAGGAUACUACUCAGGAGAAUGGGUGAAUGACAAAAUUGAAGGAUUUGGGAAAGUGAAAUUUGCAUCUGGAUCUUAUUAUGAAGGCAGUUUUAAGGACAAUAAAAUGGAUGGUUUAGGUACAUAUUUUUGGCCAAGUGGUCAUAUAUUAAAAGCACAAUUUGAACAAAAUAAUAUUCAAGAAAAUUCCUUAAUUGAAUUAAUUGAUCCAGAUGUGGAUAGUAACUAUUUGAAUGAAUUACCAUUUUAUGAAUCUUUAUUUACUGAUUUUGAAGUGAUCAACAAAGAAUUGGAAGAAACCAAUCAAUUAUUUGAUUACAUUAUUAAAGAAAAUGAAUCGCCUUGUACAAUACAAGCUGAACAAAUAAAAAUUAAAGAAAAUUUAAAAAUUACCAAGGGUAAAAAGUAUAUCCAAUUAUUGGAUAUGAUAUUGAAUAGUAAAUUAAAGGAAGAAAAAGAAGUUAAAGAAAAUACUCGAAUUUUACACAAACAAAUUGAAAAUGAACUAAAUGAUUUGAUAAAUUCAAAUAAAAAAUUUAAAACAUCUAAACAAAUCAAUCAAAUAGAAAAUACAAAACAAAACUCAAAUCAAAUUGUACUAGUAGAUACUAUUGAAAAGUUCAAUACUUUUCCAGAUGAAAUUUGUCGAAAUAUUGAAAAGUUUUUACAAUUAAAUGAUAAAUCAUUAUCACAAAAUAAUAACACAGUGAGGAACAAAAUCAACAAUGAUUCCCAUCAAAAUAACAUUAAAACAAAUGAUUUGGAUGAAGAGAUAACCUCUAAAUCCAUCUUUAAAACAGAGUACAUCAAAGAAUGUCAAACGAAUGAGGAAAAAAAAAGAGAAGACAGAAUGAACAAACUACUUGACCAAGAAAUCGAAGUUGAUUCAAGUGCAUCUUUGCAAGGCAAUCAGUGUAAUCAAUUCAGGAAUCAAAAUACAUUAUUUAAUGAAUCAUUAUUUAAUUCAUUCAACGGUAAAUCAAGGCAAAAUAACAAGAAUUUCGUAAAACGCAACAUCGAGCUUGCAUCACAUUGGAAGGAUAUAAUUCCAAUGACAAUUGAAGAUAAAGAACGACUAGAAGAAAUUCUAGCUGAAGACGAAGAAGAAAUGCAAAUUGUCAAACAGAAUGAUAUACUUCAAAAUGAAAUGAAUAUUGCCAUACACAAAGAAUCUAGUGACUCAAUUCAUAAUGAUAGAUUACUGUCUAUAGACAAUAUGGGCAGUAUAUUACAGCUAUAUUUAAAUAGAACCAAGAGAAGUGGCUCAUGUUUAGAUGAGCCAGUAUCAAAUAAUGAUGAUGACCAGAAUCCUACAAACGAUAAACCUAAUUCAGUUAAUCAGUUAAUGUUGAAAGAAAAUUGCCAACAGUCAGAUAAUCAAUUGCUAGGAAUGUUAUGUCGUCUAAAUGAAAUCGAUGAACAACUUGAAAAGUUUCAAAUUCAAAGGAGAAUAGACAAUGAAAAUACAUCACAAAUAUUGUCUUCUUUAAGAUCAACUGAAGAAGAAAACAAGAUCCUUAACGAAUAUAUACGCCCAGGAGAAUAUGCACUCAGUAAAUACCAAGAAACUCGUGAAGUAAAAAAACGCCUCAAUGAAACUGAAACUCGACUUGCUCAAAUUCAAAAAAUUAGUUUUGAAGAGUUAAAUGCAGUUUUAUUUUUGAUUUGUUAUACUAAAUUAUGGAAGAAUUCAUCUAAUAAUAUUGAACAAUUAAAUAUUGAUUUAAAUGAAUUAACACCAAAUGAUUAA
Messenger RNA from Schistosoma intercalatum, 2016 nucleotides. NCBI's taxonomy places the organism in Eukaryota, Metazoa, Platyhelminthes, Trematoda, Strigeidida, Schistosomatidae. The record is from the annotation of a GenBank genome assembly.